CCGAGCCUGAGGCGGGCCACGGGCGGGAGGAGCGUUUUGCGCCUGCGCAGUCGGGGCGGUUGCCAUGGAGUCGGAAGGGGCCUACGAGCCGGGCUUCGUGGGGAUCCGCUUCUGCCAGGAAUGCAACAACAUGUUGUACCCUAAAGAAGACAAAGAGAACAGGAUCCUUCUCUAUGCUUGCCGCAACUGCGACUACCAGCAGGAGGCUGACAAUAGCUGCAUCUACGUCAAUAAGAUCACGCAUGAAGUUGAUGAACUAACCCAGAUCAUUGCUGACGUUUCCCAGGACCCAACUCUGCCCCGCACAGAGGACCACCCUUGCCAGAAGUGCGGCCACAAGGAAGCCGUGUUUUUCCAGUCUCACAGCGCAAGGGCUGAGGAUGCCAUGAGGCUGUAUUACGUCUGCACGGCCCCACACUGCGGUCACCGCUGGACGGAGUGAAGCCCGUGGAGAUGUCAGCCCCCUCCUUGUCCCUUUCCUGACGUUACCUUAAUUUCUCUCCUUUCUGAGAAACUUCCAGAUGAUUCAACUGCUGCCUGCCUGUGCCUAGACACCCUCUUUGACUUGGGUUGUUUGUGUUUUCGGCUCUGUUAAUAAAACAUGGUUUAUAUUUUUACAAAA
Molecule: messenger RNA, 622 nt
Organism: Podarcis raffonei (Aeolian wall lizard)
Lineage: Eukaryota; Metazoa; Chordata; Lepidosauria; Squamata; Lacertidae
Gene: POLR2I
Product: RNA polymerase II subunit I
Exons: 6
Coding region: 65-442 (125 amino acids)
Biological process (GO): DNA-templated transcription; transcription-coupled nucleotide-excision repair; maintenance of transcriptional fidelity during transcription elongation by RNA polymerase II
Cellular component (GO): RNA polymerase II, core complex
Molecular function (GO): zinc ion binding; DNA-directed RNA polymerase activity; nucleic acid binding
Source: RefSeq, a predicted model, not a curated record